AUGCUCACGAACCUCAGAGAGGCUUCUUACAAAAGGAUCAGGGUUUUCCCGAUGUCUCCCCAGGAUGGCAUCCCGUCUCUUCCCAAAAGAUUCGCGCAGGUCAAAUCUGAUCUAAUAUCAAGCAAUGAGACCGCCAUUGCGGCGUCUUGGGGUCGUCUCCUCAAGCAACUUCGACAAGAGGUUGCAAUGAUCGCCGAAGCGAAUAGGACCGUCAUACCCACCAUCGACUUCCAGGAUCUUGAGGCUCCUUCCAAAAGAGAUACCUUCUUGGAAGACUUGAAAAUCCGAGGCGCAGCAGUGAUCCGAAAUGUCGUUCCAGAAGACGAGGCUCUGGUUAUGAAGAGCGAUCUUGAUGCAUACAUAGCCGACAACCCCCACACCAGAGCUUCGUCGCCGAAGGACUCUCAACUUUACGAGCUGUAUUGGAGUCUUGCGCAGCUGAAGGCUCGAGCACAUCCAAACAUGCUCAAGGCACAGAAGUUUGUCAUGAACGGCUGUUGGCAUCACUGUAUCGCACCAGGGACGUCAUCGGGAGGCGACGGCGUUGACAGUCAGGUGGACUCACGGACACGCAUCACGACAAACUUCCCGGUGGCCUAUGCAGACCGUGUGCAUAUUUCACAUCGAAGCCCUCAAGAAGCUCAGAGGUUUCAGCCCUCACUACCUCUAAAGGCUCAAGUUGACGGCGGCAGUGUCGAAAGAUGGGAAGCAGACGGUUACGGCGGGCGCUCGCAGAGGGGAACAUACCGGGACAUCUUCACAGGCCGCUGGGAGGAUUGGGACCCUUGGGACAUCAGUACCAGGCUAAACACCACCAGCGAUCUGUAUAAUGGUGCUAACACCUGCAGUGUCUUUCGCAUGUUCCAAGGCAUCUUCUCCUUGGGCACGGCGGACCGUCAGCAAAGCUCACCAUCAUCACUGCCAGCAACAGCACCAAUGGCCAUUUGUGCGCUGCCGGUGAGGCUGGUGACGGCCUAUUGGCUGCUGAGGCCCUUCUUCUCGCCCCGGAAACCAUGGGUCGGCAAGGGCCAGCGCGCAGCGGACUUCCUCGACCCGUCAAAUUGGGACCUGACGCCGUCGCAGAGCCCCAUCCUCCACGGCGCGCAGCCGUGCCACUCACAGGAAAUCAACGCGCUGCUUCAUCCUCACCUUCUCCUUGACAGGACGCUCGUGCCAGUCCCACCUCUACGACCAGGCGACUACGUCCUGUUCCACCCGGACGUGGCGUACGCCAUGACCCCGACACUGCCCAUGCCGCCAUCCGCCACGGGGCAGACACCCCCGCCCACCCCACAGCGCUCGAGAAGACCGUCAUCAUCCUGCUCGUCAUCCUCCUCCUCGGCACCGCCCUCUUCUACUACAUCCUCAUCAGCAACCUCAACGACACUCCUCUACAUCCCCGCCUGCCCCCUGACACAGACCAAUGCGCUCUUCCUGGCCCGGCAGCGAAAGGCCUUCCUGCUGGGCUUCCCGGGCCCGGACUUCGCGGGCGGCGGCGGCGAGAGCUUCCACAUGGGCCGGCCCGGCGUGCAGGAGGUCAACGAAGCGGGCGGCGAGGCCGCGCUGCGGGCGACGGGCCUGCUGGCGUGGGACGAGGAUGAUGCCACCGAGGGCGAUGCGGAGCGGAUGGUUCUGGCUGCUGCGAAUGGGAUACUGUUCCCGGACAGCUUUGCUGUGAGAUAG
Messenger RNA from Diaporthe amygdali, 1683 nucleotides. RefSeq lists its product as uncharacterized. Bases 1 to 1683 code for a protein of 560 amino acids. Lineage: Eukaryota; Fungi; Ascomycota; Sordariomycetes; Diaporthales; Diaporthaceae. The record is from RefSeq and is a predicted model, not a curated record. The transcript has a single exon.